UGCAGAUAAAACAAGAGGAGAGCGAGGCACUGAAGAAGAAGAACUGCAGAAGCUGCGGAUACAUAGUGCGACUGUCUGAUCAACAAGCUGCUGAGAUCGAUCUUCAAGAUGCAUCUGUUGAUAAUGACGGGGAUGAUUAUGAUAAUGGGGAAGACCGCUGCUCAGUCCCAUUGUGAUCCAAUAACUCAGUAUGAGAAAGCUGGCCAGUGCUGCCGAAUGUGUAGUCCAGGUACUAGCAUGUCAGCGCAGAGCACUUGUUUGGAGCCUCAGUGCACAGAAUGCGGGGAGAAAGAAUAUCAGGAUAAAUACAACUCUGAACGCCAGUGUCACCGUCAGCCGUACUGUGACCCCAAUAAAAACUUCCAGUCCUCUACUCAAGAGAGUAAGAAGAAACGAACCACCUGCCUGUGUGAGCUGGGGUUCCACUGCUCCAGUGAAGCUUGUUUAACCUGUGUGCCACACACAGCCUGCACACCAGGACACUGGGCUCAGUCCACGGGCAACCAUACCCAUGACACAGUGUGUCAGAAAUGCCCGGAAGGCUCAUUUUCUACUAGCAACUCAUGGAACAGUGUCUGUACCAAAUGGACAGAGUAA
Solea senegalensis (Senegalese sole) is the source of this 597-nucleotide messenger RNA. It is a transcript of the gene cd40, whose product is annotated as CD40 molecule, TNF receptor superfamily member 5. The coding region runs from base 109 to 597 and encodes 162 amino acids. The record is from RefSeq and is a predicted model, not a curated record. Gene Ontology annotation, cellular component: CD40 receptor complex; external side of plasma membrane. The transcript has 5 exons. Gene Ontology annotation, molecular function: CD154 receptor binding; antigen binding. Gene Ontology annotation, biological process: positive regulation of B cell proliferation; positive regulation of isotype switching to IgG isotypes; cellular response to interleukin-1. Lineage: Eukaryota; Metazoa; Chordata; Actinopteri; Pleuronectiformes; Soleidae.